Molecule: messenger RNA, 2222 nt
Organism: Sesamum indicum (sesame)
Lineage: Eukaryota; Viridiplantae; Streptophyta; Magnoliopsida; Lamiales; Pedaliaceae
Source: RefSeq, a predicted model, not a curated record
CACCACAACAUGUAUACAUACAGUCUAAUGUAUGUAUAUUUACCCUCUCCAUUUCUGGGCUUUCACCAGUGAAGAAAACAAGGAAUGCUAAGAGAGCGAGUAGAGUAGAGAGAGAGAGAGACGGUGCCAUUUUUGGUUGCCAUGAGUAUAUGAAAUUGAAUGUAGAGAGCUUGAAUUAUCAGUUUUUCUAGCAUUGAAAUACUAUGGGGAAGUCUCCUGGAAGAUGGAUCAAGACUGUACUGUUCGGGAAGAAGCAUUCUAAAUCUAAUCUAUCCAAAAAUGUUACAUCUGAUAAAAAGGCUCCUGCAAAGACACCAGCAGAGGAUCUGGGUGAGAAUUCCCCUGUCAUAUCAGAUCCUUGUCAGGUUACUGAUAAAGGUCCGGAGAAUGUGGAACUUGAGAAGGGCACAUCUGGCGUUCUAUCCAGCACUGUUGCUUCUUUACCUGUGAAUCAAGAUUUGGAAUCACAUAGUAAUUUUGUUCCAGUGCAAGUCAGUGAUGCUGAGAUGCUGAGACAAGGACAAGCUGCCAGAAAAGCACAAGCAGCAUUUAGGGGCUACUUGGCUCGUCGGGCUUUUCGGGCUCUCAAGGGUAUCAUAAGGCUCCAAGCUCUUAUUCGUGGACAUUUGGUUAGGAGACAGGCUGUUGCCACUUUGCGUUGCAUGCAGGCAGUUGUUAAGAUCCAGGCGCUGGCUCGUGGAAGAAGAGUUAGACUCUCAGAUAGCAUGCACGAAGGCCAUAAAAAGUAUAAUGUGGGAAAGCUUCAGGAUGCUGAACAGGUGGAUCUUGGAGCAAACUCAAUUGUUGGGUCAGAGAAGCUAGCAACAAAUGCUUAUGUCCAUAAGCUUGUUCUGUCAUUGCCAACUGCAAUGCCCCUGAGUCUUCAAUAUGAUCUGGCUGAACCCAAUUCAGCUUGGAACUGGCUUGAGCGCUGGUCAUUAUCUUGCUUCUGGGAACCACCUGCACGCCCAAGAAAAGUUUUGAAUGUGAAGCCUCAGAAGAAGCAGAAUGGCUCACAAAUUGUGGAGAAUGAUGCUGGAAAGUCAAAAAGAACUAUCAGAAAGGCUUCAAGUUCAGCAAAUGGUGAUAAUGGUGCUUUAGGUUCUUUGGAAAUGGAUAAGCCCAAGCGGAAUCCAAGGAAGGUCACAAGUCAUCAAACAGAGUCAGUGCAAGACCUGCCCCAAAAUGAACUUGAGAGGGUCAAACGGAAUCUGAGAAAAGUUUCUGCCUCUGCAACGGCGGCGGCUUCUAAAAAGUCAGAAAUGGAACCUGAAAAGCCACAGCCACAGACGAAUGGGAAAACAAUGUUGAAUUCCACAGCACCUGAAGUUUCUGGGCCAGGAAAGAUAAUUUCCACUGAAAAGCCUGCUGAUUCCGAUGUUGUAGUUGAUAAACUGGCUUUGCUUGAAGCUCCUCAAGAAACAAUGACAACGGUUGAGCCAGUUGAUGUGCUACAUGAUGAUCAUCCUCUUGUUGAGACUCGUUCCUUGGAAAAUGGUGACAAGAUGGAAAGUAAUCAGUUUUUGCACGAGGAACUGAGCUCUAAGGAAGAUGAGAGUGGCAAGGAAAAUCAGAAAAUCAGGAAGAGGAGAUCUCUUCCGGCAAAACAGGAGUAUACUGAAAAUAUUUCACAGAACACCGCAAGCCUGCCAAGUUAUAUGGCAGCCACUGAGUCUGCUAAGGCAAAGCUUAGAGCUCAGGGAUCUUCUAAAUUUAGUGAAGAUGGGGCAGAACAUGGUUAUGUUCGCCGUCACUCGCUCCCAGCCUCGACCAAUGGCAAAUUGAGUUCAUUGUCACCCAGAAUACAGAAGCCAGUGCAAGCUAAUGGCAAGGGAGGCGGCAAAACUAACAGAUCGAUGUCGUCCUCGAGAGAUGAUAAAGUACUCCAGCCGGGUUGGAGGAGGUGAGAAUGCGGCUUUCUUCUUAAAACCAGAAAUCUUGGGAUUGCUCAACCAUGUAGCUGCAGAGUUUCGUGUUGUUCUUGUGCAGGGUUUAUGUAAGAGGUGAAAGUGGACUUUGAGAAACCAUAGUUGUUUGAUAUUAUUAAAUAUAACCUUGUCUUCCCCUACUACUGUCAGUUUACCGAGGAAUGUAUAGUCAUAGAUUCAGAGUCUCUGUUGACAAUCUAAAAAUCAUUUGUGUGCUUUUACAGUUUCAUCUUACUGUCAUGAUCAACAAUGUAAAACUGGCCAUGCUUAAUGUGUACCCCUGUUUGGAAGUUA